Messenger RNA from Mus caroli (Ryukyu mouse), 1325 nucleotides. RefSeq names its product syntaxin 19 (gene Stx19). NCBI's taxonomy places the organism in Eukaryota, Metazoa, Chordata, Mammalia, Rodentia, Muridae. Gene Ontology annotation, molecular function: SNAP receptor activity; SNARE binding. The record is from RefSeq and is a predicted model, not a curated record. Gene Ontology annotation, biological process: intracellular protein transport; synaptic vesicle fusion to presynaptic active zone membrane; exocytosis. Gene Ontology annotation, cellular component: plasma membrane; SNARE complex; synaptic vesicle.
UCUAGCUGCAACAGCAUUUUUCACAAGGCAUUCUUGCAGGUAGUGUAGACUUCUAGGUACAGGGAAUGCACUCAACAAUUUAACAAGGACUUCCUGUUACCAAGGGCCGCAGUGAAAACGAUCUUCCUUUAAUGUAAGGAACAGGUGAGGAACAGGCAGAACCAGAUUCUCCAGGUGUGAAGCAAGCAAUCUGUGCCUCGAAUUUGAUAGCUACAGCAAAUGGACAAUUUUAUCUCCGACUUAUUUGACUUCACUGUUUGGCUUUCAAUUAACUGUAUGAGAACCAUAAAGGGAACCUGUGGCUUAGACUGAUUUAACAUUUGAUCAGGCAUUACACUCCAUGGCACUUGGAUUUUCUCUCGGACUAAGGACUCUAACACCCCAGGUGGGAAAACAAGAACAAGACACCAAGGGGGAAAAGGAAGAUGAAAGACCGACUUCAAGAAUUAAAACAGAAAACCAAGGAAAUAGAACUCUCUCGGGACAGUCAGGUGUUUGUGGAAGAAGAACAAGGGGUGCUCGUCCAGCAAGCUGUCAUUUAUGAAAGAGAGCCUGUAGCUGAGAGGCACCUACAUGAGAUCCAAAAACUACAGGAGAAUAUUAACAGUUUUGUGGAUGAUGUUCAACGAUUUGGACAGCAACAGAAAAGUCUAGUGGCUUCCAUGAGAAGGUUUAGUCUACUUAAAAGAGACUCUACCAUUGCAAAGGAGAUAAAAAUCCAAGCAGAACACAUAAACAGGGCAUUGGGUGACGUAGUCAAAGAAGUGAAAAGGUCAGAGGUUGAAAAUGGUCCGUCAUCAGUGAUCACAAGGAUACUGAAGUCUCAGUAUGCUGCCAUGUUCCACCGCUUCCAGCAAACCAUGUUUCUAUACAAUGACACAAUAGCUUUAAAGCAAGACAAAUGCAAAACGUUUAUUGUCCGUCAGCUUGAAGUGGCCGGAAAAGAAGUUUCUGAAGAAGAAGUGAAUGACAUGCUUCACCAUGGAAAAUGGGAAGUUUUCAAUGAAAGCUUACUUACAGAGACCAGUAUCACUAAAGCACAGCUCUCAGAGAUUGAACAGAGACACAAGGAACUUGUGAAUUUGGAGAACCAAGUGAAGGACCUCCGGGACCUUUUCAUUCAGAUAUCUCUUCUGGUAGAGGAACAGGGAGAGAGCAUCAACAGCAUUGAGGUGAUGGUGAAUAGCACAAAAGAUUAUGUUAACAACACCAAAGAGAAAUUUGGACUGGCUGUAAAAUACAAAAAAAGAAACCCCUGCCGGGCCCUGUGCUGUUGCUGUUGCCCAUGCUGUGGCUCCAAAUAAAGAUGCUACUUUAGCAAUGUU